UCUCUUGGCACAUCCUCGCUUAUUUUGCAGUGAAGUCCCAAUGCCAAACCUGUGACAGCACGAUCACUUCUGUGACUACAAUUGUGAUGCCAUAAAUAGGACUGUGACCUCACUAAAGGAUCUUAGAGAAGAUGUAGUAAGGCUCUCGGAGGCCCUUAUUCAAACAGGAAUAUCUAUGAUUACAGCCAAGUGAACCCAGGAGAUGUCUAGCCAUUCAUGUAUAAUUGUUCUCUUUUUCUUCAGGUUUGUUCACAUAACAUGAGAGGCAGUAUAGUCCAAUGGAGAAGGCAUUGGACUUGGUUGGAGUUAAGAAAUUUAGGUUCUAAGCUUGGCUGUCUCAUCAACCUGCUGCAUGAUCUUAGAUUAUGGGCUCAAUCCUGGAGUCCUUACUCAGGCAAUUCUCCCAGUGGAUGUCAGCACAGACAUAGGCUGUGGCUUUGUGAAUGCAACAAGGGCCAAAAAGCUGCUGCACAAUUUAAACAAAUGUUUAAAGCAGACAUGUCUAGCCUGGAAGAAAUUUGUGGGGGACUUCCACUACAACCCCUGCCGGAAAACAGAGGGCGAACGAAAGGAGUACCUCACGCGCCUGUGAGAACCCCCAACCUCACCGCUCAGGAAGAAAAGCUGGCUUUGCAAAAUGCCUUGCGUUAUUUCCCACCCGAAGUCCAUAAAGAGCUGGCGCUGGAAUUUGCAGAAGAGCUCAAGCUGUAUGGCCACAUAUACAUGUACAGAUUCUGCCCAGAAAUUGAGAUGAGUUUGGCUGUGACUACAAGACAUUUUCCUCUUUAUCCUACAGAAUACAGAGCUUACCCCAUAGAGGAAUAUCCUUGCAAAAUCAAAUCAGCUGCUGCAAUAAUGCACAUGAUCAUGAAUAAUCUGGAUCCCUCAGUGGCCCAGUUUCCCCAGGAGCUUGUAACUUACGGAGGAAAUGGACAAGUCUUCAGCAACUGGGCUCAGUUCUGGUUGGUGAUGUACUAUUUGUCUGAGAUGACCGAAGAGCAAACUUUAGUGAUGUACAGUGGUCAUCCUUUGGGCCUCUUCCCCAGCCCUUGGUAUGCACCUCGACUAAUCAUCACCAAUGGCAUGGUUAUUUCCAACUAUUCCUCCAGAGAUGAAUAUGAGAAAAUGUUUGCAAUGGGAGUUACAAUGUAUGGACAGAUGACGGCAGGGAGCUAUUGCUACAUUGGACCACAGGGAAUUGUCCAUGGAACUGUGCUAACAGUGCUGAAUGCCGGUCGUCGCUACUUGGGCAUGGAGGACCUGGCUGGGAGGGUGUUUGUCACCUCUGGUCUUGGAGGGAUGAGUGGUGCUCAAGCUAAAGCUGCAGUCAUUGCUGGAUGUGUGGGGAUCAUUGCUGAGGUUGAUGAAGCUGCACUUUUGAAACGUUACAGGCAAGGUUGGCUGAUGGAAAUCACUGAUAGCCUGGACCACUGCAUUGCUCGGCUCAGAGAUGCAAGAGAGAAUAAAAUUUCCCUCAGUUUGGGCUACCAUGGGAAUGUGGUAGAUCUGUGGGAGAGGCUUGUCUAUGAACUUGAUACAACAGGAGAACAGCUAGUUGAUCUUGGAUCUGACCAAACCUCCUGUCACAAUCCGUUCAGUGGAGGGUACUACCCCGUGCAGCUCAGCUUUGAGGAGGCAAACCAGCUCAUGUCUACCAAUCCAGGGAGGUUCCGUACCCUUGUGCAAGAAAGUCUGAGGAGACAAGUGGCUGCUAUAAACAGGCUGUCUGAUAAGGGCAUGUUUUUUUGGGACUAUGGCAAUGCUUUUCUCUUGGAAGCUCAGAGGGCCGGUGCUGAUGUUGAGAAAAGAGGAGCCAAUAAAAUUGAAUUCCGAUACCCUUCCUAUGUUCAGCACAUUAUGGGAGAUAUUUUUUCGCUGGGAUUUGGACCGUUCCGUUGGGUUUGUACUUCAGGUGACCCACAGGAUCUGGCUACCACUGACUUAAUCGCCACAUCGGUGCUCGAAGAUGCUAUACAUCAGGGAGUCAGUGCAUCUGUGAAGCAGCAAUACCAAGACAAUAUCCGCUGGAUUCGGGAAGCCGGGAAGCACAGCUUGGUAGUUGGCUCCCAAGCUAGAAUCUUGUACUCUGAUCAGAAGGGUCGUGUGGCUAUUGCGGUGGCUAUUAAUCGAGCCAUUGCUGAAAAAAGGAUUAAGGCACCGGUUGUCCUGAGUCGAGAUCACCACGAUGUGAGUGGCACCGACAGUCCUUACAGAGAGACCUCAAACAUUUAUGAUGGGUCAGCCUUUUGUGCAGAUAUGGCGGUACAGAAUUUUGUAGGAGAUGCAGUUAGAGGAGCCACUUGGGUUUCCUUACACAAUGGUGGUGGAGUUGGCUGGGCAUAGGAUGAUCACCACUUACAAUCUGGAAAAAAGUCCUUCCUUCUACCUGGGCACACAUGAGUGUGUUGUUAGAGCUUCAUGCCUUCUCAUGUUAAACAAUGCCAGAAAAAAAUAUACUAAACUAAAUCAUGGCUCUUCAACCUAGGCCUGGAUCCAGCAAAGCACUUUAACAUGUGAGAAAUCCCACUGACUCCAGCUGGACUGCUCAAGAGCUUAAAAUUAAGCACAUGCUUAAGUGCGUUGCCGGAUGGGACUCUACGUACUGUGAUGAUGGGUGCUCUGUAAAUGUUGCAGUAGAGAGACAGAUUGUUCUGGUAUGAUACAGCAGUUUGUUACAGCUUUUCUAUUAUUGUUAGGGGGCUGCAUUCUGUUUUCAGUUACACCAAUGUAAAUCUGGAGUCACUCCAUUAACUGCAAUGUCAGGUUCACACUGGUGUAGCUUCAAGCAGAAUUUAAGCCUUGGCUGUUUGUUUAGGCAUCCUUUGGCUCUUUUAUUAGAAGCAGAAAAUUUAGUUUUUAACAGUGUUUAAAAAUAGUUUCCCUCAAAAAAUUGUCCUCUUUCCAUGAAUCUCCAUGUUCAUGGCAUGAGCUUCCAGCAAACACAGCUAGAGGGAGGUAUUUAGGGCCAACUGGUCCCAUCUGCAAACAACGUACUGCAAAACUUGUACACUUGAAUAUUCUGGGUGUACAGUUGUUACAUAAAUCUACUGGGUUUAUUAUUGAUUAUUAAUAACACAAAUAAAAUUACAUCAUCAUCCAUACCGUUAAGUUUGGCUUGCCUUACUCACCCAAGCAGUCCCAUGAGUGAGGUGAGGAGCUGUAGGGCAUUAAAUGUCACAGCAUUUUCUGAUUGACCCUCUAGUACACAAGUUUAAGGUGGUUGUCGGUAGUAUAGGGAUGUCUGAUCCAGGAUUUCAAAUCUGUGCAAGAAAAAUGAUAAUACUGCAGUACUGCCACUUGUUUUUCCCAAGCUCUGUCUGACAUUUCACUAAAUGUCCCUUUUCCCUCUAGGCCACUGCAGUAGGCUGCUAGCUUAGAUGAAAUCUCAGUCAAGCACAUGACUUUAAGGGCAGGAAAGUGUAUUGCCAUAGGAAAUGCUGAUCACCGAGACCGCAAGUCUCACAUAUGCCAGCAAGUUUGGAAACUACAGCUAAAAAUGUAGUUGUGAGGGGCAUGAAGUUACUGAGGCUUCGGCUGGUUGCAUUGUCUCUGGGAUAUUGUCCAGUGGAACAGGAUGUUGCUGAAAGAGGCACAAUUUUUGCUGUUAAAUGUUGUAAAGAACCCACUCUCCUUCCAAUAUGUUACAGAACAGCUGUACAGAGAACCAGAAUUAAAGAGCUUGCAACAGAUGUUAUUCACAGAGGCACUGACUGUUAUCUGGCCUUGUUAAUUGGAGCUAAAACAAUCUCCCAUCCUGGUUGGUCAGAUCAUUCUGUCUGCAUUAUUAUGACUCUAGUGAUUUCAGUGGAGUUAUUACUGACUUAAAUAAACCUGGAUGAGAUCAGAAUCGGGGCCAUAGUCUUGAGAGAGUCAGACACACAGCGUGAAAUCCUGGCCCUGUUGAAGUCAAUUAGUGUUUUGCCAUUGACUUCAGUAGAGCCAGGAUUUCAUCCAUAAUGUCCGCUAAUUAUAAUGGAGGAUAUGUCUCUAAAUCCCCUAAACUACUCUGAUAAUCUCAACCGUAGGCUGUAGAGAUGGAAAACAACUAGAUCCUGAGUGAAUAAUUCAUAAUGAGUCAUUUCUGUGCUGAAUUUAGCCUUUUUCAUCAGCUGCUGGAAAAUCUGCCAAAAGAUCACUAUGUCCAUGAAUGUAUUUGUUAUUUAAAUGUAUUUGAUUAAUAUCUUAAGGAAUUGUUUAUUCUAUGCAUUGAUUGUGACUGUUCAAAAUUCAAAUGCUGGAAAAGACUAUCCAGUCCAGUAGUUCCCAAUUUUUUUCUGCAAAUGACCCCUUUGGCAUCUGACUAAAGGCAUUGGACCCCUUUCAUUUUUUAUACAUCAGUUUCAUGUUGUUAUAGGGCCUUUACACUUCAUUUUUAUCUGUAUUUCUGUUUCUCCUAAAUGAGGGUAUUACUUUCCUGUAUUGUAUAAGUGACGCAAGUCUUGACAUCUGUGGCAAAAAAAGUACUUCUAAACUCACACAGGGAGGAUGUGGUCCUGAAGGGUACUAUUGGAAUGCCUCUGCCAGCCUGGGAAUACCUCCACCAGUGUGACCUCUCACACUGUUUGGAGGACACCAUUUUGAGAACAAAAUGGCAUCCUCUGUGCAGCAAAAGUGCAGAACACUGUUCUGGGCCUGACUCAAGGGACAGACCCCUAUAUAACCCAUGGUGGACCCCACUUUGGGAAUCUAGUCCUACUUUUGCUUGAAAAGCGCAUGGGCCAGAUUGGGAUCUCAAUUACACUAAUGUAAAUCUGGAGUAACUCCACUGGCUUAAGUGGAUUUACACCAGUGAGUAGGAUCUGUGUCAGAAUGUAAUACAAAGGGGGUGCUUGAAAAAUUAAUCAGAAAAUUAGCAAAUGGAACUUUACGGGAAUCCAAAUACUCAUGGAAAGGCAGGUACUGGUAACCCAGCCUACCAAUUGCCCUGGAUGAUUUGGGGUUGGGUAUUUGGUACAGUACCUGACUGGCUCAUUCUUGCUCACUUUACUCAUGGG
Molecule: messenger RNA, 4994 nt
Organism: Mauremys reevesii (Reeves's turtle)
Lineage: Eukaryota; Metazoa; Chordata; Testudines; Geoemydidae
Gene: UROC1
Product: urocanate hydratase 1
Exons: 22
Coding region: 217-2343 (708 amino acids)
Biological process (GO): L-histidine catabolic process
Molecular function (GO): urocanate hydratase activity
Source: RefSeq, a predicted model, not a curated record